Cygnus olor (mute swan) is the source of this 9029-nucleotide messenger RNA. RefSeq names its product MLLT6, PHD finger containing (gene MLLT6). Gene Ontology annotation, molecular function: nucleosome binding; histone binding. The transcript has 19 exons. Gene Ontology annotation, biological process: regulation of transcription by RNA polymerase II. Bases 4163 to 7075 code for a protein of 970 amino acids. Gene Ontology annotation, cellular component: nucleus. Lineage: Eukaryota; Metazoa; Chordata; Aves; Anseriformes; Anatidae. The record is from RefSeq and is a predicted model, not a curated record.
CACGGAACGAGUUGGUUCAGAGCCCUUCAUGCCUCUGCUGGAAGCAGCGUGGUCCACUGACAAAAGUGACGGAGCCUGGCAUUCGGCACUGCUGUGGUUGCAAUCCCAGCUCUGCCUAUAGCCUGCACUAUAACUUUGGACAAGGCGUUCGCCCCUCACCUAUCUGAGAAACUAAUUCUCUUCUAAAAUCUUUCCCCUCGUUUCUUGUUUAUACAAUAGAAAUAAUUAUGUCAAACAGCUUUAUAAAGCAUUCUUAGCCAUUUUGAUGAAAACGCUGCCAAAAGUACUUUUAAGCAAGUUAUCAGUGAUGAAAUUUUUGCAUCUAGGGACCUUGAUCUUCUAAAAAAUAAUGACGUUCUCUAGAAAGUGGCUUCCCUGCAGUUUUUUCUAUACAACUCCUCAGAAAGUUUUGGAGUGGAGGAAAUUUGUUACCACCUGAGAUGCUGCUGUACAGUGUAUGUUGUCGUACUGACAGACAGGAUGAGUUGGCAUUCAUAUCUCGUUUGCAGCAACAGUCUCCUGCAUAAAGUCUUCUGUGUUUGUUAAAUAGCAGAGAAAAUGACAGGAAGCUGGAUCAGGUUUUAGUUUCUGUCUAAGUAGCAAUUUAGCAGUAUGGAACACUUUGCGAAUGUUCUUAAUUAAUUCUGGCAUUUCCCGGUGAGGCAGGAAAGUGGAAACAAUCAGGCCAGGACUGCCUCUUAGGCCCGUCUAUGUGGCAAAGUUAUUUGUGCAGUAAACUAGACUGUGAGUUUAUAGCACACCAGCUACUCUGCAACUUCCCAUGUGAACCCUUAUCAGAUACAGCUACACCAACCAGCUGCUGAGGGGCCAGGGUAUAGAUCUUUACCGUGUUAGUUAUGCCAGAGAUGCUGCUUUUGCCAUGCAGUGAAUUUGAGACUGUUUCGCCCCCUUCACUUCCUUAAAAAAAUCAAUGUAGAUUAAACUUUGGCUUUUUCAAAUAUGGAAUGCCUCAACCAGCACAAACAACGCUUAUUAAUAUCUGCACUGCCUUCUGAACUGGUUUAGCCAUUUUUUUUCUGAAGUACACCUAGUGAAAGUACGUAGUGAAGCUGAUGUAGGUGACCUCUGAAUAUGCGGAUCUGUGCAGAACGGAGCAAAUAGCGUGCUCCAUCUCAGCUGGGCUUUCUGCUUGCUGCAGUACAAAAGUUUAAUCUGUUUCACAGAUGGGCGAAGAACUUGGCAAAGAUGAGUGAAUGGGGGAAUUAGGUAUCUGUGCCAUGCUUUAUACAUUGCAUUAACUCAUUCCUCAUUGGAAGUGGGAGUGUAAACAAGACCAGACUUUCAGACCUGAGCUCUUUUGCCUUUGUAAGAUGCUGCUUUUAUGCGCACUGCAGUAAAGAAGAUCAAAUGUGUCUUUGGGUGCUUUUACAUCCUGCAGAUAGUUUCAUAGUAAAGAAAGGAAUUUGGAUUUCAUGAGCCUCCUUCCCCCCGUCUCCCAGCCGUGCAGGCAAAGAGAAGCUCUUCGGUGUUAGCUACAACUCAGUGUAAGCUGUAGUAGUGCAUGUACACACAAGUCCUCCUCACCUGUACUCAUUGCAAGGAUUCUAACUUUUCUCUUGCACUUUAGACACUUCAAACUGCCUCCAAGGUAUCAAGAAAACAAUACCCCUGCAGGUGGCUCCUUAUUUAACUUGCCCUCAGUGAAAUCUGUUAGACAAUGCGUGGUGGGCUUCAGUCAUGCCAUUCAGUGGCAUUCAGCCCUGCUAGUAUAACAACUGAACAGUGAUAAUCUUCCUUCCUAAGCAGAGCUGGGGAUGAUUUCCUAUAUAAAUCCUUCACCUUUUCAGUUAAACGCCAGCAGUCAUAGCAACAGACACGCAAAUGGGUAAAUACAUAAAAAGAAUCUACUUCUUUGAUGUAGGGAACAGCAUGAUCAGAGUAAGGGAAAUGAGUCAGGUCUUAUGAGGUCUGUGCAUGGCUGUGCUGCUAACACGCUGUUUGAAUCUGUGCUCCAUGGUCCAGCGAGGCUGGAAGGUGUGACUCUUCACUGCCCAGGGGUUUCAUUGCACCUCUCUAUGCCUGGCUUUCUUCAGCUGUAAAAGCAGCGUUAUCAGCCUGCAGACACUGCCUUGAGGGUCUUGAAUGAGAGAUACUGCUAUGUGACUGCAAAAUACACUGUCAACAGCAGGAUGAAUUGAUAUUCGUAUUUCUUUCACAAUGACUGUGUGGCAAACUCCUUUGCAAAACAGCGGUGUUUGUCUUCCCACAUCUGCCUUCAUAGAAGAAUCUUAAAGCAGUUUACAAGCUUAGUCCAUAACAAGCGUAUUUGUUGGCUAAAUAUUGAUACUUUUACUUUGAAAAUGAGAUAUGAAGGCACAAAGAUUGUUGCUCUCCUUAGAGAGUACUUUAAAACAUCCCAGUUUCUGUGUCUCUCUUUUAGAGAGACUCCAUCUCUUCAGUUUUGGAAGGAGAGCUCAGGAGCCCUGACUUGGGUUGUCAGGUCUAAUGGCUUGGUGCUCUGUCCCUGAGUUAGAAGCCCUAGGAGGUCAGAAACUCUAACCUUCGCCAUCACAACCUGGUUUUAAUCAACCAGCUCUGUUCUUUUCCCAGAGUUGAAAUAAAAACGCUGGAGACUUCCUUGGCCUAUGCAGGUUGAGUGAAAGGAAGAGGUACCGCUAAUCCUUGCUCAUAACCUCUCCUUAGAUGCGCAGGUCCCUAAAGGAUGCUGUGGACACUAUUGUGCUUACAGUAAGCAACUGAAAGCCCAUCCACUUUGUAAUCAAAUUGUCUAGGAAGCCGGGUGAGCUGCAAUGGCCAGAGGGCACUCAUGUGAGGGAUCAUGUGAAGGCUUUAGCUGUCAUUUAGAGGCAGGGCUAUUAAAAGUCUUGUGUGGGGCCGAUGGAGCUGUUAACCCCUCUUGUUACAAUCAGAGCUUUGCUAAUCGCGUGGUGGGAGAGCUGCUUUGAUCUGAGGGGUGGAGGAGAGAGCGGAGGGGCCUUUUCAAGUGCAAAUUUCUUAUUACAGUGUCUCAGUUAACCCAGUUCUUUCUCUGUCUUGGCUUUGCCGGGCUUUCUGUGGUAAUUGUGAGAGCUGCUCUCCAGUGCCCUGCCUGUCUGGACCCAGCCAGGAGCAAAGUGAAUCACCUCCUGUGGCCAGACACAUAUUUCAAGCAAAGUUGCGGGGAAAGUGUGAUGGGCUGCCAAUGGCAUUGGUCUUCAUCCUCUCACCUCUUGUUUAUACAUUAUCACAGGAAUUUCAUGUUUGCCAGAGGUACCUAUUUGGCAUCCCCAUACCCUUGACUCCACAAAAAUGUCUGAGAACUGGACUGAGCCUUCCUGCUGCCCAAAGCAUUGUGAUAGUAUUUAUUGUGUCAAGAGGUAAAAUGACAGCAGAGGAAGCAUUGAGUUUCCUUGAGGACGACCACCUUUGUGGAAGGUCCUCGGGGACAACUCAGCAGCAGAUGUUUUUGCUGGAGGCCAGUUACUGCUCAGUACAUGGGUGCUUGUUGUGGCACAGAGCACCUGCCCCGUCACACAUGGGGCUUGCCAGAGCUGGGUGGAUGUAGUGGAGCAGCGGCAGCAAGCAUGCCCCACACACUCAUACCGGUACAGCUGCCAUCUCGCUUCGAUACCAGGCAGCUCAUUUCAAAACUUUCUGAUGAAGCACAUUUUUCACAGAAAAACAGCUUUUUUGUUGGUGUUUUUCUUCUUCUUUUUUUUUUUUUCUUUUUUUUUUUUCACAAAUCAGACAUUUCCGCUAGGGAAGGAAAAGGGCUGUAUGUCACAGGUUUUCAGGCUUUCUAAGCAGGCGCAGAGAAGUCAAACAAAACAAUAAAAGCAUAGAAAUUUUCCCUGACUGAUGUCACGAGAAAACAAUGACCAUUUCCUGGGAGGAGCCCCUGGGGCUGCGAGAGCGUCCCUCGUGUGUGGCAAUGUGCCCUGAAACCACCUCAGGGCUUCAAAAGGGCUUUAUGGCCCAGGGAAAGCUGCACAUGGCGAUGGCCCGACAUGGAGGCGAUGACGGGCAGGCAGGAUCGCAGUAGUGAGGGGGGAAAUGGAGCGCAGGCGUCGCCACCUGCUCUGAGAGAUGUGAACUGUGUCCCCACAAAGAUGGAGCCCUGAAACGGACCGACAACGGAGGGUGGGCCCACGUUGUCUGUGCUCUGUACAUCCCAGAGGUGCAGUUUGCCAAUGUGCUCACCAUGGAGCCAAUUGUCCUGCAGUAUGUACCCCACGACCGCUUCAACAAGACCUGCUACAUCUGUGAAGAGCAGGGCAGGGAGAGCAAAGCAGCCUCUGGAGCAUGCAUGGCCUGUAAUCGGCAUGGCUGCCGGCAAGCUUUCCAUGUCACCUGUGCCCAGAUGGCUGGCCUCUUAUGUGAAGAGGAAGUCCUAGAAGUCGACAAUGUCAAAUAUUGUGGCUACUGCAAGUACCACUUCAAUAAAAUGAAGACCUCACGUCACUCCGGAGGGAGCUCCUUCAUUGCUGGAAGACGGAGUCGAUCCACGUCCCCUGCUCAAGAGAAGCAUGUAUCCCACCACGAAAGGCCAAAGAAGAGUCGUAAGGACAAGGAAAGACCUAAACAGAAGCACAAAAAACGUCCAGAAUCUCCCACCAGCCUUACGCCAGCCCCAGUGCCCGUCGCUGCAGAAAAGGGCUCCACCAGCCACCAUGAGGGGAGCAAAGAGACCUCAGAGGUCGGGAGAUCGGAGGUGAAAGGCAAGAAGUCCUCAAGCCAUGGCAGCAGCCACAAGGGGAAAAAGACGGGAAGUGGGAAAAGCUCGGCUGGCUUCAGCUCAGCUUCCUCCAGCGGGACCUUCCAGCCUGCAGGCACCUCCUGCAGCUCCUUGCAGUGCUCCCAGGAUUUCGUGACAUUCCCCAAGCUCGAGCAGGACGACGAGAAGUACCGGAAGCCUGUCUCUUCCUCUUCUUCUUCGCACUGCUCCCCUCUGUAUGAAGGCCAGAAGGGGGAUAUCUUUGAGCAGAAGGUGAUCUUCUCAGGCUUUGGGUCCAUCAUGCGCUUCUCCACCUCUGCCGUGAGCCAGCAGCGAGGCCGUGAUGCCUCCCCUGUGGACUACAAGGCCUCGAACCCUGUCAGCGGCCCUUCGGUGGGGAGCAGCGGGGCCGCUGGCGGCGGCAGCAGCAGCAGCAGCAGCCACAAGCGCAUGCCGUCCCUCAGCAUGGAAGAGGGAGAGGUGCUGAAAGAAAAGAAGCACAAGGGCAGCAAGAAAAAUAAGCACGGGCCUGGCAGGCCGAAAGGGGGCAAAAGCAAAGAGAUUUUGGGUGCCCAGCUGGCUGGGUCCACGUCUACGUCUUCGUCGCCCUUCUCCGGGGGCUCCCUUGUUAGCUCCAGCAUCAGCAACUCUUCGCGGCCCUUCAGCCACACGGGGAACCUGCCCAGCCUCAGCAUGGAAUCCCCACUGCUGAGUUCAGGGAUCUACACCAGUAACAAGGACCCUAUUUCCCACGGGGGCGGAGUGCUCCGAGCUGUGUGCAGUACACCCCUCUCUUCCAGCCUGCUGGCACACCAGGGUACGUCGUCUCUCCCACAGCUCAACCGGUCUCCCUUUGCUAGCACCAUCCCAGCCUCCUCUUCCUCCUCGGUCUCCACCACGCAGGUGUUCUCACUGGCAGGUUCAACAUUCAGCCUCCCCUCCUCACAUAUUUUUGGAAGCCCCCUCACAUCUGGGCUGUCAAUCAACCCGCUCCUAAAUCAGUCGGAAAGCAGCCGGGCAGAGCCCGACCUGGAGGACUGCAGUUUUGGCUGCCGAGGGACGUCGCCCCAGGAGAGUCUCUCUUCCAUGUCCCCCAUCAGCAGCCUGCCGACCCUCUUUGACCAGACGGUGUCCUGCAGCAGCAGCGGGCAGCUGGAGAAUGUUCCCCAGGCCACCCCAAACAUCGAGCAGCUUCUGGAGAAGCAGGGCAAUGGGGAAGCCGGCGUAAACAUUGUAGAAAUGCUCAAAGCCCUGCACUCGCUGCAGAAGGAGAACCAGCGGCUUCAGGAGCAGAUCAUGACGCUGACAGCCAAGAAGGAGCGUCUGCAGCUCCUCAACGUCCAGCUCUCCGUCCCUUUCCCGGUGGUCACCAGCAGCAAUGGCCCAGGCAGCCAGGCCCAGUACAUCCUGCCUCCCAACGUCUGCAACAACGAUUCCCUGAGCAUCAGCAAGAGCCCGCCAUGCAAGAACAGCUUUGGGAUCGAGAACUCGCUCUCCACUUCCUCUGAGGACCCUCAUUCAGGUUGCCCCAGCAGGAGCAGCUCUUCCCUGUCCUUCCACAGCACUCCUCCACCCCUGCCCAUGCUGCAGCAGAGUCCUGCCUCGCUACCCCUGCCCGGGGCGCAGCAGGUGAAUGGCCUGGCCAGGGUGGCAGGCAGCGGGCUGGGGGGAGGCACCGCUGCCAGCCACAGCCUCUCCACGGUGCCCAUGGUGGACGGCCUGAUGGGGACCCUGGCAGGAGGCCAGCAGAUGCCCAUCAACGGGAUCCUGGGGAAUCUGAACGGAGCUCAGGCCGCCCAGCCUCCGAGCGCGCUGACGCAGGCGAGCGGGCCUCCGACCUUGCAGCUCUCCACCAGCCUGAGCAGCGUGCCCAGCCUGAGUCCCCUGACAGAGCAGCAGCGGCACGUCUUGCACCAACACGAACAGCAGCUCCAGCAGCUUCAGCAGCUCCUGACUUCUCAACCGCUUAAUCCGGAGCAGCAGGCCCUGGUGUUCCAGAUGAUGCAGCAAAUCCAGCAGAAGAGGGAGCUGCAGCGGCUGCAGAUGACGAGCUCGUCCCAGCUGUCCAUGAGCAGCCUCCUGGCGGCCACCUCUGCCCCCCUCCUGCACUCCAGCACCAGCGCCCUGAUGACCUCGGCCCCCCAGGCGCCCCCCAGCAGCAGCUCUCUCAUGGCCUCCCUCUCCCCCCAGCAGCUCAACCCUAGCAAUGCCCUCCUGGCUCCGCAGGCCACCCCGCCACUCAGCGCUCCUGGGAACAGCCUCAUGGCUUCGGGGACAGGCAUCCCACCUGUCCUUACAGCACAGACUAACCCGUUUCUCAACCUGCAGGCUGAUGGCAACACCCCAAAAGGAACGAGCAUGAAUGAAAAGGGAGCUCCUCUUACCCAGGACAAGGGCUAAGCUCCCCCCUCACCCCGAACAAACCAGCAGCCAACUCCUCUCAGCCAGGGGAAUGUGGCUUUCCACAGUCAGCAACUUUGAUACUGUUAGAGCAAUGAGCACAAGGCUUCCAAGAAGCAUUUCCUGCCGCUGGGCAAUGCCAAGAGGUGCUUUGGAAGACAGUACGUCUCUGACCAAGCCCUGGCAUCGGGAGGAGCGAAGGCGGGGGGCAGCCUGCCGUGCUGGUCUGUGCCACACAUGCUCAAAGUGAAGCUGUGUUUCCACGCAGAGUGGAGGAGAGCUAACACCAGAUGCCUGCCGGUCUCCUCCCUGCCGGGAGUGCAAGCGUGUGUUUACGUGUGUGUAGCCCCCAGGCCGAGGCACUAGAGACCGUCGAGCAUCCUUGGCCAAGACCUUGGUGGAGGGAGGCCCCUCUGCUGAGGACUCUUUUCUGCACAGUGCAGAGGAAUCUGGCAGUGCCCUCGGAGGCAGCACUGGAUGUGCCACGGCUGGGGAAGUGGGACGUGGUGGCAGCGCCUGCGUGGUCUGCUCCUCCCAGAUGGGGAGGCUGAGAAGAAGCCCCGCAGCUGAGGUUUCUCAACUGCUUCUCAUCUGCUGGGCUCUUAGGAUGCCGUUGUCUCUGUAGCCAUCAUACGAUGCCCCUGCACGCCAGCUGGAUCCAUACCCAGCCUGAAAAGACACGAGCGGUGGAGCGAUGGGAAAGGAUUGGUGCUUGGGGAGGUGAAAGCCACCAGCUUCUUUAAAGGACAUUGCCACGUCUGCUCACAAGCUGCUGUUGGGUCGGUGCUGUACGUUUCACGUGAAAAGCACACUCCUGCUCCUCAUGCCAUCUUUCACUCUACUUCCAAGAUUUCCAAAGCCUAAAAUUUCAGCUUGCAAAAAGGGGCCGUAGCCAGUAUUACCCAUAUCGUAGCCAGCUUCAGAAGGUGCGGUUUGAACCUGGUGCUUGUUUCCUAGGCUAAGCUGGGCGAUAGAAAUGUGUGUGUGUGGAAAAGACAGUCCCAGAUCUGGUACCUGUUCGUUCUUACCCACCACAAAUCAUUCCAGUCUGGCAAAAAAACAAAACAAAACAACAAAAAAAAAACACAACAGAAACCUACCAACGUUCUUCCACUGGUCUUGGGCACUUGAGAAAAGGGAUCUCCAAGCAAUGGGACAACCUCCCAAGCUAGGACAUCGGACCCUUCGUUGUUUUCCACCUCUUGACCUUAACUCCGUCUCGCAGCCUGGAACCUCGACAAAGGCACCGGCUUCCUCUGAGCUGGGAUGCGAUGGAUUGAGUGAAGGACAGGUGGGGUAGUCCUGAGGGAAGGGGAACAUCUACGUCAAACGUACGCGUGCCCCUUUGCCUCAUCCCCUGGCUAAAUGCAGAGCUCUGGUGGGUGGGGGGCAGGCGUGAAGACUCCAGCAAAUAGAAACUCUGAGGGUCUUAAAAAAUAAUAAUAAUAAUAAUAAUAAUAACUGUCAGACCUUAACAAAUAUUUUUCAGCACAUUCCCACUGCCCCUAACUGGUUUGCACUAUUCAAAUUUGUCAGCAGUGGGGCUGUGCUGAUAGUACUAGGAAAGUUUGUGAUAGGCAAAACUCAUCUGCUAAAUCUUUCAUCCUUUUUCUGUUUUGUUAUUUUUGUUUGGAGGAUUAUCACCACAGUGGUUGGAUAAGGCUAAAACAAAAGGAAGAACCUUUUUGAUCUCAGCCUCUAGUUCUGUGAACUGGGUAGAACACUGCUGUCUGCUCAGAAAUAUAUAUAUUAUAUAUAUAUAUAAUGUUUUUUAAUACAGAAAAGCUAAUGUUUUAACAAGGUUAAGAAGCUAUUGGAAAGAUGCAGAUGGCAGCUAAAAGUGAAAAUACAGGAAAAAAAGUCUUCUUCCCUCCCUCCUGGUCUCUGCAGCCUAGCGAGGAGCAGCCGAAGCGUGGCUCCUGCUGACACCCCCUGUCCCCAGCCGUCGCGUGCU